Phytophthora nicotianae INRA-310 is the source of this 2235-nucleotide messenger RNA. RefSeq lists its product as hypothetical. Bases 29 to 2077 code for a protein of 682 amino acids. The record is from RefSeq and is a predicted model, not a curated record. The transcript has a single exon. Lineage: Eukaryota; Oomycota; Peronosporomycetes; Peronosporales; Peronosporaceae.
AAAAAAAAAUGAGUUAGGUAGGUUUGCCAUGGAGGAAGAGGAGCCCCCUACCCAGGAGCUGCACGAACAGGAAUGCGAGCAGGAACCGGAACCACAAGAGCUGGAACUGUGGUGUCUGAUUGUUGGGAUGGUCGGCACGGCGUUUCCCGUCAUUGUCAAGGGAACCGACCGCGUUUGGGAGCUGCAGAAGACGGUCAAAAACGAAGCUGUGGAGAUCUACGGAGACUUUAACGCCGCCCAGCUGAGGGUGUAUCUGGCCAAGAAAGACAACGGCGAGUGGCUCACGGCGGAUGAAGUGAACAGUAUUGAGAACGGAGACACCGGGCCAGCCAAGGGUUUGCUGGACAGAGGCCAUCUGGCAUCCAUGAGUCGAUUGGCAGCGAUCUUCAAACACCGUGACGCCAACGUCGUCCACAUUCUCGUUCAAGCACCCCCGACAAAUGCAGAGAUAGAGGUACAGCCAGAUAUUUCUGGUAAGAGGAAACGAUCGGAGCAAUCGAUUGGGGACACUCAGACUAUCAGCGUUUCUGCAGACGAAUUGAGUCUCCUCUGCGACGUGUUAAAGCAGGACAAGCAGACUGAACAGAACUUGAUUGCAACUUCUGGUCUGAGGGAGUUCUGGAAAGGAUAUGGAGGAUUUCCGUCGUCAUAUUUCGUACGGAAGGAGGAGCUUGUGCUUUGGAGACUGGUCAUGCGGAUGAUGUCGAAGCAGGACAAGCGGGUCACGAUUGUGGGCUCAGCUGGGGUUGGCAAGUCGUGCUUCCUCGUGGUGGUCGGUUUCUAUUUGGCAUUUAUUGAGAAGCGGAAAGUUCUGGUUGUUCGGCGUUUGAAUGGUUUUUCUGAAUCUAAUUGUGUUGUUUAUCUUGAUGGUGAAAGCAAUACUUGCAUCAAAAAGACCAACUUGACGGCUGCGAAGAUUUCAUCGCUUUCUGAUAGGAAGGAAUUCCAAGGUGCUUUGACUCUCGUUGAUGGUUACUCUCGAGCGGAAGUGGAACACCAAAUUGGCAACUUCCCGUACCAACUUAUCGCGUCAUCCUUGGAGGAUGCGUAUUCGACUGAUGAAGUUGUGCUGCCGGCGUGGCGUUUUAAUGAUUUGCUGCGUUAUGCUGAACUGAAUCUAGAGGAUUGGAAACAAAUGACGGGUCUAGAUCAGGAGAAGGGCAAAACCCCGCUAGAACUGGCUCAGGAACAAUACUUCUAUAGUGGUGGAAGUCUUCGUGACUAUUGUAGAAAUCGCACAGAUGUCAAGAAUGGAAUAGAUGGAGUUUGUGCUAUUGUGAGUAGUGCACAGACGCUUGAAAUGAAGCUCGAGCAAGGCCCCCGAGGGUACACUUUGUGGGAUCGAAUUCGGCGACACUACGUCGUCGACCCAAACGAUGAAGAACAUUACUGGUUGGUUUGCCACUGGGAGAUGGCGAUGGAUUCCGGGUAUGCAUUCAAGCGAAUAGGACGCUUUAUGAACGAAAAAAUGCAACUAAACCUCUACCAGGUCGCUAAGAACCUUCGAGCUGGAUUUGAGGGAGCGGCAUUUGAACAGUACUUCCAUGGUGCAGUUUGGCGGUCGACCAAAAGGUAUCCUAUUCAGUUGGUAAACGUCGUGGUUAACUCAGACCCAUCGUACUCAAAUCAGAGAUAUGACCGACUUAUACUGCACGGCCGUCCGGUUGUCUAUACGGGAGGUACUGAGGAGGAGUGCUACGAAAAUUUGUCGCAAUUGGCGCGGGGGGAAUAUUGUCAUCUUGACAAUGUAAACUUCCCUUUUGUCCAAGCCGUGGUGGUGUGUGAAGGGAUUUUAAGAGGAAGCAACUUGAAGGAAAAAGUUGUGACCAUGAUCAGCACUGUUGCCUCCAAUACGAAAACAUUCAAGUCGGAGCUUUGGACCAAGCUAAUCAAGGCACUUGAUCGCAGCGAGCAUAUUUCACGCAGCAUUCCACGAGUAUUUGUGGUGGUCGGCUCUGAUGCCAGCACGUGCAAGAGCUUCACCUUGAUCGACGCUCCCGAUCCAGAUAGUUUUAUGGUGUGCUGCUAUGACCCGCUGAAAUUUCUCCGGAAACCUCCAAAUGCCAGAAUAACAUGAAGAGGGUCAUGGGAUAGUUUUCAUAAUGAAAAUACCAACAUGUAAAACAACGGAAGGCUGUCAAACAUUGUUUUUCUGCUUCAAGCUUUGGAAUCUCUGUUUCUGUUAAACAUGAUGUACAAAAUUCGUACGGCUUGUACAUGUAGCAGCUCAAACUU